Erpetoichthys calabaricus (reedfish) is the source of this 3232-nucleotide messenger RNA. RefSeq names its product IgGFc-binding protein-like. The record is from RefSeq and is a predicted model, not a curated record. The transcript is spliced from 6 exons. The coding region runs from base 353 to 3178 and encodes 941 amino acids. Lineage: Eukaryota; Metazoa; Chordata; Cladistia; Polypteriformes; Polypteridae.
CAGUUUAACGUAACACAAAAGCACAUUUAUUUCGGCCAAGGUAGCAAAUGAAUAAGAGACGAAUUAAACGAUGCGGGAAGGGAGACACAGAAGGUUAGUUAAACUUCCAUUGCACACUUUGGGGAAAGCGAGCGCUUGCAUUUUACACAUGCGCAUUAGCGCGCGCGCAAUUGACAGGUGCGCACCUGAGGGGGCUUUAGCGGCGUUAAACUGAUUUAACGUGUUGCUUUGAGGUGGGCGCAAUUUUUUUUUUGUUCAGUUCUGUGGUGGAACAAUUGGGAAUUGAAGACACCAGACCUGUCAUUUAAAACCCGAGGCUUAGUUAAUCAUUCGUUACAGCCCAAAGAAGGCAAUGUUGACCAGACCCCUCCUAAUUUGCUGCUGCUGCCUUCUGCUUAUUAAUGGAGUCUAUUCAGCGGAUGAGAUUGGCAUGGAGUUUGCUGCAGUUUUCCCACAAAACAAUGGCCCAAGUUCCUUUUUUUUGCUUGAGCUGCUGAUCACUUCCUACUCUCCGGCAACCACAUUGAAAGUCCUGAUCUACAAUUCCUCCUUUCUAAAACAGUUCUCCCUUGGUGCAGGUCAAAGAGUAAAUGUGUCUCUGCCUCCCGAAGUAGAAAUCCAAGGCAGCAUCAAUUCCACCAAAACAAUUUUGGUUCAGGCUUCAAAAGCCGUUUCUGUUUUAGCUGUAAGCUGCAAGUCAAAAGUGUGUGGCACUACAGUCUUGUACCCUUUAGAAUCUUGGGGUAACGAUUACUAUGCUGUCACACCUGAUCUGCCUCAAAAGCAUGCUUAUUACAUGAUAGUGAUUACAAACCAUGAGUAUAAUAAUUUUGUAGAGGUCUUCCUGAGUGGCACAGUUAUGUACAUGGGCAUUGAGUACAUGAAAGAGACAACACUUAGUUUAAAUCUUAGUGUUUUUGAAAGUGUGCAACUGCAGGGCUCUCAAACCCUGUCGUCUUCCACGGUUCGCUCUAGGAAAGCCAUAAGUGUUAUGAGCGGCUUUACCUGUACUCCUGAGGAAAGUCAGAGCUGUAGCUAUGGUUUUGUGCAGCUCCUUCCUGCCUCUAGCUGGGGCGUUUCCUUUGUUGUUCCACCAUUACCCUCCACAUCAGACGCUGAUGUUGUGUAUGUGCUUUCCUUCGAGACAACACAAGUCAAUGUCCAGUAUAACACUGCUCAGUAUUUAAAAGAUAUUCUUCCUGGCAAUAUAGUGCAAUUUCAGGUGGAACCUUCAAGUCCUAUUUACAUCACUGCUAGUAAAGGUAUACAGGUGGUCUACUUUUGUGCAGGUACCAGCUCAGAUGUUAAGCCCGUGAUUAUGCCAUUUAUUCUUAGUAUUUUACCCACUAGUAAGUAUUGUUUUAAUUACAGCUUUGUUACUGAGUUCUCCUUUGAAACUAAGGCAGUAAUAGUUGCUAAAGGAUAUUCUGGAAUCAUCUUGCUGCUGGAUGGAAAAAGCAUUCCUUCUUCUACAGAGUGGGGGCCCAUCAAAGAAACCGAUUUUUCCUGGGGAUUGUUGCCAAUAACUGAUUCAGGGGACCACAGCCUGCGUCAGCUGGAUGGUGCAUUUGGCCUUUAUGUUGUUGGAACAUCUGACGACAGUUCCUAUGCAUACCCUGCAAUUUGCACAGGACCGGUUGUCAAUCCCUGCCAGGUGGUACGGUGUGGCUAUAACAGUCACUGUGAAAUCCAUAAUAAUGAAGCCACCUGUGUGUCCGAUUCAAAGAUUUGCUGGUCUUCAUACCCUCAUUACCAGACUUUUGAUAUGACGACCUUUGACUUUUAUGGAACCUGCACCUAUACUCUGGCUCAGACAUCAUGUGUUAACUCCCAUUCUCCAAGAUCAUUCACUGUUGAGGCUGCCUAUGAAAAUUUAGGGAAAUCUUCAUUUUUGGCGACAGUCUAUACUGUAGUGCUUGGGGUGAAUAUUACCAUAUUGAAGGACCAAUCGAAUUUUGUAAUGGUUAAUGACGUUAUAACAUAUGUGCCCUUCAGUCUUCUUAGUGAUCAGAUUAAAACAUACUGGAGUGGUGAUUCUGUUGUCAUAGAAACGGACUUUGGCCUGCUUGUUCAAUAUGAUUUGAAGAACCAUGUGACAAUAAAUCUGGCCCAGACCUUUUCAGAAAGAGUUUGUGGUCUGUGUGGUAAUUACAACAACAACCCCGAGGAUGACUUUCAAAUGCCAAAUGGCACAAAUGUGAAAGAUUUUACAGAUUUUGGGAAAAGCUGGAAAGUAUGGAAUCAGAGCUUCAACUGUGUGGAUGACUGUGGUCAGUCCUGCCCAAAAUGCAGCAAUGAGUUUGCCAGGAAUUAUUCGGAUGUCUCUUAUUGUGGCAUACUAAUGCAAGCGGAUGGACCUUUCAGAGACUGCCAGUCCUUGAUUGACCCAGAGAUUCACUUACAAAACUGCAUCUCUGACAUGUGUGCUUCUAAUGGUAACCAAAGCGUCCUCUGCCAGGCCCUAAAAUUGUAUUCUGAUUCUUGUCAAAGAGCUGGCUUCACAGUUUAUGACUGGAGAGGGCCUACACAAUGUGCUCUAAUGUGUACAGCAAACAGUCAAUACAAACUGUGUGGAUCUGCAUGCCCAGGAACUUGUAGUGAUCCUACAGCCCCAGCUACUUGCCAGUCUCCUUGUAUUGAAUCCUGUCAAUGUAACGAUGGUUUUCUGAGAAUUGGCAACAACUGUGAUUCACUUAAGAGCUGCGGGUGCACCUAUCAAAAUUUCUACUUUCCUCCAAAUGAAAAAUUCUGGGCUAGUGAGAACUGCUCACAACGUUGUAAUUGUGAUCCCUCCACAAGAGAUGUAACCUGCCAACAGGCUUCAUGUAAGCCUACUGAGAAAUGUCAGAUUGUUAAUGGAAUACGUGACUGCUAUCCUCUGAAUUUCAAAACCUGUGUAGCUGAAGGAGAUCCGCACUAUACAACCUUUGAUGGAUACCGAUACAACUUCCAGGGCACAUGUAUGUACCAGUUAGCUGGAGUUUGCUCUAAUGACUCGAGAAUCUCUAUGUUUGAUGUGCAAGUACAGAAUGCGAAUCGGGGCACUAGUGUGGCAUCUUAUUCAAGGAUUGUUCAACUUAACACUUAUGGAAUCUCCAUUGAAAUUAGCAAAAGUCACAGUGGUAAAAUCAUGGUAGGUUCUUACUUUUCUUUUUUUCCCAGCACUGAAAAAACAUAAAACAUUGUUUUCUAAAGCAUUUUUUUCCUUAACAGGUAAAUGGAAUACAAACUA